CCUGUGUCAGCAAGUCUGGUAAUUGUGUCUGUAUUCUUAUGGUCUUUAUGAAAUGUUAAAUCAGAUAUGGUGCUGUGUUUCUUAAUCCACACGGUGUGCCCGGUGAGCGCCCUGUCCGCAGGCGAGAUCCGGAUACUGUACGCACGUGUAUUCGGACCAGAGACCGGAGAUGGUCGUGAUUACACACCGGAGCAGAGGCGACUGAUGCAGAAAGAGAAACUCCACGUGGUAGCAAGACAGGUGAGGAGUGCGGUGGCUCUGAGUAGGGAAGCCUCAGGCAGUCUGUGCACUGAAGCUGUGCUGGGUGAGGAGGCUGUAGCUCUGGGGGAAGCUGACAGGGGGGUGUUUUCCCUGGGCAAUGCCGAGCUGUUUCCAGACAGGAGUGUUGUUCUGUGGCUGGGGGUGCAGUCACUAGCAUUCACUCUUGUCUGCAGACCACACGAGAACCUUCUGCUCGCGGAGGGAGCGCUUCGCAACAUUGCACGUCACUGCCUGGAGGAGCUUCGUCUGCUGGGACCUGGUGCUGAGGUGUUGCUGAAAAGUGAUCGAGUGGACGCAUUGUUGCACAGACUCCUUCCUCAUGGUCAGCUCCUCUUCCUCAACCACCGGUUUGCCUUCAGCCUGGAUAAAGAGAUAGCGAGCUACGUGAGCAAAUGAAAGAGUGUGUGUUUUUGGUUGAAUCACAUUGGUGAGCCAUUUGCCAUAUAUUCAGAGGGUAAUGUAUAUAAAUAUGCCUGAUAAAUACAGGAUGUUCCGAUUUAGGAGAUUUGAAGGAACUACUUCUCCUUUGAAGGUGAAAUGCACACUUCCACGGUUCAAAGAAGGCAUUUGAAAAGUAGAUGUACCCAAUGUGUA
This is a messenger RNA of Rhinichthys klamathensis goyatoka, 855 nucleotides long. It is a transcript of the gene ap5s1, whose product is annotated as adaptor related protein complex 5 subunit sigma 1. The coding region runs from base 67 to 657 and encodes 196 amino acids. NCBI's taxonomy places the organism in Eukaryota, Metazoa, Chordata, Actinopteri, Cypriniformes, Leuciscidae. The transcript has 3 exons. Gene Ontology annotation, biological process: double-strand break repair via homologous recombination; endosomal transport. The record is from RefSeq and is a predicted model, not a curated record. Gene Ontology annotation, cellular component: AP-type membrane coat adaptor complex; late endosome; cytosol.